UACUCUAUUUAUAAAUCUCUCUUCCCAUUCCCCUUGAGCUUCUCAAAACUUCUUUCCAAUUUUCUCUCUUCAUCCCAAUUUUCAGCUUCAUCAACUACAUCAUUUUUCCAACCGCUUUUCAACCAAGGAAGCAUUCUCCGGGUAACAAGCAGAAUCUGAGGAAGAGUACUGUGUUUAGGAAGAAAAGAAGAUGGAGAUUCAAGAAAAUCAACAGGAAACAUGGUCGGAGACAGAAAGCAGAAGCAGCACCAGCAGCAGAAGAGCUGGCUUCAGCGGUCCAUUAGCGACCAACAAAAGAAACAGUAGCAAGAAAAGUUCAAAAUACAAAGAAGAAGAAUACGUGGAGAUCACACUUGACGUUCGCGAUGACUCAGUUUCUGUUCAGAACAUAAGGGGAGGAGAUUCUGAGACGGCAUUUCUAGCUAGUCAAUUGGAGAGAAAAAAUCAUCCUUCACUUGGAUCACAGCUCUCGCUUCGAUUAAGACAAGUUUCACAGGAGCUCAAGAGAAUCACUUCUUCGAAUACGUUUGACAAGGUUGACAGGAGCAAGUCUGGAGCUGCUCGUGCCUUGAAAGGGCUGAAGUUCAUGACCAAAAAUGUGGGAACCGAAGGCUGGUCUGAAGUUGAAGCAAGGUUUGAUAAAUUAGCCGUUGACGGAUUGCUUCCCAAGAACCGGUUUGGCCAAUGCAUAGGAAUGAAUGAAUCGAGUGAAUUUGCAAGUGAACUGUUUGAUGCAUUGGCUCGGAAUAGAGGGAUCACAUCAGCUUCAAUAAGCAAGGCUGUAUUGCGUGAAUUCUGGGAACAAAUUACUGACCAGGGUUUUGAUGCCAGGCUUCAAAUCUUCUUUGGCAUGGUUGACAAAAAUGCGGAUGGAAGGAUCACGGAAGAAGAGGUGAAAGAGAUUAUUGCUUUAAGUGCUUCAGCUAAUAAGCUGUCAAAGAUUCAAGAACGAGCCGAGGAGUAUGCUGCUCUGAUCAUGGAAGAAUUGGACCCAGACAAUCUUGGAUACAUUGAGCUUUACAACUUGGAAAUGCUACUUCUCCAAGCUCCAAAUCAAUCCACAAACUUAGCAACAGACAGUCGAAUCUUAAGCCAAGUACUAAGCCAAAGGCUUGUACCAACCAAAGAUCACAACCCAAUAAAGAGAUGCUACAGGAAGGUAGCCUACUUCGUUGAGGACAAUUGGAAGAGAAUUUGGGUGAUGGCCUUGUGGCUUGGAAUCUGCGCAGGACUCUUCACUUGGAAAUUCAUUCAGUACAAGCACCGAGCAGUGUUCGAUGUCAUGGGCUACUGCGUUACCACCGCAAAGGGUGCAGCCGAAACCACUAAGUUCAACAUGGCUUUGAUUCUUUUACCUGUGUGUAGAAACACCAUCACUUGGCUCAGAAGCAAAACCAAGUUAGGAGCCGUCGUCCCUUUCGAUGAUAAUAUCAACUUCCACAAGGUAGUUGCUUUUGGAAUAGCAAUUGGAGUUGGGCUGCAUGCCGGUGCACAUUUAACGUGCGACUUCCCUAGACUACUACAUGCCACAGAUGAAGAGUAUGAACCAAUGAAGCCAUUCUUUGGCGAUGACCGACCAAAUAACUACUGGUGGUUCGUGAAAGGGACUGAGGGUUGGACUGGUGUGGUCAUGGUGGUGCUCAUGGCUAUAGCCUAUAUAUUAGCCCAGCCUUGGUUCCGCCGGAACAGGCUAAACCUCCCUACCACCCUGAAGAAGCUCACCGGAUUCAAUGCCUUCUGGUACUCACACCACUUGUUUGUUAUCGUCUACGCCCUCUUCAUCGUUCAUGGCUACUAUCUCUAUCUUUCCAAGAAAUGGUACAAGAAAACGACGUGGAUGUAUCUCGCUAUUCCAAUGGGAUUAUAUGCAUGCGAACGUUUGAUUCGUGCAUUUAGAUCGGGUUACAAAUCAGUGAGGAUUUUGAAGGUGGCAGUCUACCCUGGAAAUGUACUGGCACUGCACAUGUCCAAGCCUCAAGGAUUUAGAUACACUAGUGGGCAAUACAUCUUUGUGAAUUGUUCAGCUGUUUCCCAAUUUCAAUGGCAUCCAUUUUCAAUUACUUCUGCUCCUGGAGAUGAUUAUUUGAGCAUCCAUAUUCGCACCUUGGGUGACUGGACAGCACAGCUCAAAGCUGUUUUCUCCAAGGUUUGCCAACCUGCAUCAAGCAAUCAAAGUGGCCUUCUAAGAGCUGAUAUAGCAAGCAGUGAUAAUAAGCCUAGAUUGCCAAAGCUCUUAAUUGAUGGACCUUAUGGAGCACCAGCACAAGACUACAAGAAUUAUGAUGUUCUUCUAUUGGUUGGACUUGGAAUUGGUGCCACACCUCUAAUUAGCAUAGUUAAGGAUGUGCUUAACAACAUUAAGCAGCAAAAGGAAAUAGAAGAAGGGAUGGUAGAGAGUGGCAUUAAGGGUAACAAAAGAAAGCCUUUUGCUACUAAACGAGCUUAUUUUUACUGGGUCACUCGCGAGCAAGGCUCGUUCGAGUGGUUUAGAGGUGUGAUGAAUGAAGUGGCUGAUUAUGAUCAAGACAGAGUUAUUGAGCUUCAUAAUUAUUGUACAAGUGUUUAUGAAGAAGGAGAUGCUCGUUCUGCAUUAAUCGCUAUGCUUCAAUCUCUUCAACAUGCUAAGAAUGGCGUUGAUGUUGUCUCUGAAACGCGUGUUAAGACGCAUUUUGCUAGACCAAAUUGGCGAAAAGUUUUUAAGCAUGUAGCGGUUAACUAUCCCAAUCAAAAAGUUGGAGUGUUUUAUUGUGGUGCACCUGGAUUGACCGGAGAACUAAGAAGGCUAGCUCAAGACUUUUCCAGGAAAACUACUACCAAGUUUGAUUUUCAUAAAGAGAAUUUCUAACAAUUCUUUUAAAAAAAUAAAUAUUUUUUGAAAUGUAAUUUAGUUUCUUUUUCUUUUAUACUGCCCAAAAAAAAAGCUGUCAUCAAAGUAAAAGAAUUGUAUUGGUUCUUGUUUAUAGUGAGACUUGUUUUGAGAAACAAAUUGCAAUUAGAAUAAAAAAAAUGUAGCAUUCAAUUUUCAGCAA
Manihot esculenta (cassava) is the source of this 3029-nucleotide messenger RNA. Its product is annotated as respiratory burst oxidase homolog protein B. NCBI's taxonomy places the organism in Eukaryota, Viridiplantae, Streptophyta, Magnoliopsida, Malpighiales, Euphorbiaceae. Gene Ontology annotation, cellular component: plasma membrane. The coding region runs from base 191 to 2845 and encodes 884 amino acids. The record is from RefSeq and is a predicted model, not a curated record. Gene Ontology annotation, molecular function: NAD(P)H oxidase H2O2-forming activity; peroxidase activity; calcium ion binding. The transcript is spliced from 12 exons.